UCGCUUUCAUCAGUGAAGUGUGCGGGUCGGCCCGCACUUCAGCAUGCAGCCUUCCUGGUACGCCCAGUAGCAGCGCAUCGAUCGGCGGCGUCUGUGCAAGCUACAAUCUCAGUGCAGGUUUAUCUUGAGCCCAAGAUUCGCAAGUAUUCAAAUUAUUCUUACGAAUUUUUUCCGGUGCCCGGAGAAGUUUCGCGGAGCGACCGAGGAUGGAGCGUCAGUGUCGUUCAGGAUACAAAGCAUAUAAAUCUUCGCAAGCGUCGGUCAUUUUCUUUCCAAAAAGUGUAGUAAAGUAAUUCCGAACCAGGAGGUCAACCGGAAAGCUGUAGUUUCAUAUUCUGGUAUUACUGGUGUCGUUCAUAAUAUUCAGACUAACUGAAUAUCUAUGGUCAAUGCUUUAUUAGAACCCUAGCAGUAGCGCAAGAAAAUUGUUGUACAACUAUAUCUACGAUUUUUUUUUCUGCAAGCAUUUACAUGUAUAGAGUACUUUCGGAUGGCAUACUAAUUUUUCGGUUUUCUAUACUCAAUGGUACUUGAAGUCCCACCUGAUAAGGCUGGAAAAUCGCACUGAACUUAUUCCCACUUUCGCGUCACCAUGCCAGUGCUAAGAAGGGACGGAAACUGGUGCACAAAAUCACGAAUCUCGGAAAUGGGUUCAAAAUCCGACGAUACUUCAUCAAAGAUUGACCCUCUGCCCUGGCUGGCAGAUAACCACCCGUCGCCCUUCAGUUUCCUUCGAGAGCUCGUCAUUUCGUUUUACAACAGUGCCUCUGCCGCAAUACACGAGGACGAGCAUGGGGAAAGACAGAGCGGAAAUGUGGAGCGCGUCGGACAUGCCGUAAAGGCGCGAGUACGAGCGCCCGACAGCCCACCCUCGCGCUAUCAGCAGCCUUGUCUCUAUAAGCGGAGAAACAACGAGGUUUUUGCUUAUCCGUCGUCCGCAAGCUGACAGUGCGGCCCGGGUCUGCGGUGCGGGCGAACGCCGUGUAGGAUAAUACGGCCUAACGGAGAGCGGAACUGAAACUACGAAGCGCGCGCACUGACUAACAAGCAAGCGCCAUGAGUGCGCCGUCAACAGCGUCGACACCCAAGAUCGACCUGCAUGCUCACGUGACUCCUGACCGGUGGCCCAACCUGAAAGAGCGGUAUGGAUACGGCGGCUGGCUCGAGAUCAAGCACGAGGAUGAAAAGAGUGCCGUGCUGAGCUACGACGAUGGCCGCUUCUUCAGGCGCAUUGAGCCCAACUGCUGGGAUAUCGACGACAGGAUUGCUGACAUGGACAGAACAGGUGUCACAGUUCAAGCUCUAUCUACAACACCGGUACUGUUCAGCUACUGGGCCAAGCCAGACGACGCGCUGGACUUCAGCCGGCUACAGAACGACUUCGUGGCUUCGAUGGUUAGCCGACGUCCCGACCGGUUCGUCGGUCUGUGCACCGUACCGAUGCAGAGUCCAGAGCUGGCCGCCGAGGAGCUGAAGCGGUGCGUCAGCCAGCUGGGAAUGCGGGGCGUCAUCGUCGGCUCGCACGUCAACCAAUGGACGCUGGCGGACCGAGCACUCGACCCUUUCUACAGGACCGUCCAGGAACUUGGCGUGGGUGUCUUUGUGCAUCCUUGGGAUAUGCCGCCUUCAACGCGCUAUAACAAGUACUGGCUCCAGUGGCUUGUCGGGAUGCCCGCGGAGACUACAGCUGCCAUCUGUGAAGUGAUCUUUGGCGGACUCCUAGAGAGGUUCCCGAGGCUCAAGCUGUGCUUUGCCCAUGGCGCUGGCUCUUUUCCUUACACUGUGGGGAGAAUACAGCACGGCUUCGACGUGAGACCUGACCUUUGUGCUGUGGACAACAAAGCUCCCCCGAAAAGUUACCUGGGCGAGAUCUAUGCCGAUUCGCUAGUGCACGGCCACGGCGCUCUAAGGCUCCUGCUGGAUACACUCGGAGAGGAUCGAGUGAUGCUGGGCAGCGACUACCCGUACCCACUGGGGGAAAUAGAGCGACCUGGAAGACUGAUUGAAACCAGUGGCUUGCAAGAGUCACUCAAGGAGAAGCUGCUAUGGAAGAACGCCGCAAGCUUUCUUGGAAUCGAAAUGACCCCGGAAGGCGUCAGAACCCGGACGUAGGAGCACGCUUGUCGAAGCUGUCCUCAAUAAAGUUGUAGCUAUACA
This is a messenger RNA of Dermacentor andersoni, 2157 nucleotides long. RefSeq names its product 2-amino-3-carboxymuconate-6-semialdehyde decarboxylase-like. The record is from RefSeq and is a predicted model, not a curated record. Gene Ontology annotation, molecular function: carboxy-lyase activity; hydrolase activity. Gene Ontology annotation, biological process: secondary metabolic process. Gene Ontology annotation, cellular component: cytosol; cytoplasm. NCBI's taxonomy places the organism in Eukaryota, Metazoa, Arthropoda, Arachnida, Ixodida, Ixodidae.